CAACUACCGCACUCUUCACAGUGUCUUACAUUACAUAAAGAGUAAAAGAGAAAGAAGCUCACGUUAAUACGGAAAAAGUGUACAAAAGCGAGAAAAAAAAAGCAAUAAACAGAUACGUGAACAUAAAAAUCAACGACGGCCCAGCUGCGUGUGUUUAACUGGCUCUAUGCCCUUCACUUUUUUUUAUAUAUUUCCCGGAAAUCGUUCUAUUAAUUUAUUCUUCUAUCGUCGUGUAGUCUUGACUAGUCAAUGUGUAUCCAUAGGUUUUAUAGAACGAAAAAAAUGUUACGUUAAAGUAUUACAGUUUGUGAAAUAUUUAAAUAUAAACCUAAGACCUAUAUAUUUUUCUAUAUAUAAAUAUUAGUAGUACUGUAUUUAUUGUGAUCGUUAGAUUAUAGAUCGAGUGAUUGACGACAACAAUAAAAACUGAGCAGACAAUAUUCGGGCACUGUGGCUGGCUACAGGAGGAGACAUCUCCUGGUGGAGGAGGUGCCAGGACUUUACAUCAGGCGCCUCACUCUUGAAGAUCCAAGAACUGCACGAGAAAGAGACCGCCCGGACUCAAGGUCACCGUCUCCAGUUCGUCAUAUCUGUCAUUCUCGUAGUGGCCAAGUUCGCCCUGGGCGAGGAUCAUCUAGUUACAGAUACUGGUUGGAUCGUAUGAAAAAAGAAAAACCUGCUUACUUGACAAUAACAUCACUUGAACUUCCAGACUCACCAAUUCCACUUAUAGAUUCUCAUGCAAGUGCUCGAUUUCGUGCAGCUGAAUCGACUAAUGUUAAUUUUGAAAAGGAUGAAAUAUUGGAUGAAUUUAUUGAGAGUAUGACUAAAGUGGGUAAAGGAAGAAAAAAAGUAACUCGUAGUGCUGGUGCUAAAAUUGAACGUGCAAGAAAACAGUUCAUAGAUACUAAAAAAUGUAGUAGAACGCUAUCAUUUCAAAACUGCUCAAGAAAUAAUGCUGCAGGUUCACCAAAAAAAUGUGUCAAUUCAAGUGACAUCAUAAAGGAAUGCAUAUGCUCAGAAAUUACCGAGAAUUUAAAAAUUAACAUCCAGGAGAAAACAGAGGUCAAUAAAUCUUCACGAAGUCCGAGUCCGGAAGUGACUCAUACAAUAAGAAUCGCGAUGAAAUAUCUUGGACAGCCAGUACGUCAUGAAAAACAUGAUGAUGAUGAUGAUGAUAAUAAUAAUAAUGAGAAUGAGAAUGAAAAUAAAAUAAUUGAAAAAAGCACAUCAACCGAUAAGUUAUCAAAUGUUUCAGUAGACCAACAAUUGACACAAUAUAACCAUGAAUUCAAGGAUAUGAACUGUUGUACUGGUGUUAAUGUUGCCUUGGACUUUAAACUCAACUGCAAUGGUGUUCAAUUAACUUCUCGAGAUAUUUGUCUAAAACCUGUUACUAAAGAUAAUUCCAAUACAAAUUAAUUCUACUUUAGUAAUUUACUUUAAACGAGUUUAUAAUAUAGAUUGUACUUAAUUUAAUUUAUUUAAAUUGUUAUUAAUAUGUUGAACUUAAGUGCUAUUUGUAAUUUAUAUAGUAAUGUUAUGCGAUUAUAUAUACAUAUAAUUUAUUAAAUUAAUCCUCAGUAAAA
This is a messenger RNA of Microplitis mediator, 1589 nucleotides long. RefSeq lists its product as uncharacterized. The coding region runs from base 661 to 1422 and encodes 253 amino acids. The record is from RefSeq and is a predicted model, not a curated record. NCBI's taxonomy places the organism in Eukaryota, Metazoa, Arthropoda, Insecta, Hymenoptera, Braconidae. The transcript has 4 exons.